Molecule: messenger RNA, 3413 nt
Organism: Rattus rattus (black rat)
Lineage: Eukaryota; Metazoa; Chordata; Mammalia; Rodentia; Muridae
Gene: Ogt
Product: O-linked N-acetylglucosamine (GlcNAc) transferase
Biological process (GO): protein O-linked glycosylation
Molecular function (GO): protein binding; protein N-acetylglucosaminyltransferase activity
Source: RefSeq, a predicted model, not a curated record
UGUUUCGGUCGAGGAGCCGUCGCCGCCAUUUCAAGACAGUGCGAGGUAGAUGUCUAACAAGAGUUCUUAAGAUUCUAGUUCAGUAUAUUCUGCCACCCCCUAAGCCUUCCAAAACACUGAUUUGGCUGCUGCCCUUUUUCUGCUACCUCUAGAAACAUUCUUGUUAGUAGUGGCGGCAGUAGAAGUCAAUUAUCCCCUUGUUCUAUCUCAAGAAGCUCCAGAUGGCGUCUUCCGUGGGCAACGUGGCCGACAGCACAGGGUUAGCUGAGUUGGCACAUCGGGAAUAUCAGGCAGGAGACUUUGAGGCAGCUGAGAGACACUGCAUGCAGCUCUGGAGACAAGAGCCUGACAAUACUGGUGUUCUUUUAUUACUUUCAUCUAUACAUUUCCAGUGUCGAAGGCUGGACAGAUCUGCUCACUUUAGCACCUUGGCAAUUAAACAGAAUCCCCUUCUAGCAGAAGCCUAUUCGAAUUUGGGAAAUGUAUACAAGGAAAGAGGGCAAUUGCAGGAAGCAAGAUAUUAUCGACAUGCUUUCUGCGGCUCAAGCCUGAUUUUCAUUGAUAGUUAUAUUAACCUGGCAGGCCUGGUAGCAGCAGGUGACAUGGAGGGAGCAGUGCAAGCAUACGUCUCUGCUCUUCAGUACAAUCCUGAUUUGUACUGUGUUCGCAGUGACCUGGGGAACCUGCUCAAAGCCCUGGGUCGCUUGGAAGAAGCCAAGGCAUGUUAUUUGAAAGCAAUUGAGACGCAACCAAACUUUGCUGUAGCCUGGAGUAAUCUCGGCUGUGUUUUCAAUGCACAAGGGGAGAUUUGGCUGGCAAUUCAUCACUUUGAAAAGGCUGUCACCCUUGACCCAAAUUUUCUGGAUGCUUAUAUCAAUUUAGGAAAUGUUUUGAAAGAGGCACGGAUUUUUGACAGAGCUGUGGCAGCUUAUCUUCGUGCCUUAAGUUUGAGCCCAAAUCAUGCGGUGGUGCACGGCAACCUGGCUUGUGUGUACUAUGAGCAAGGCCUUAUAGACCUGGCCAUUGAUACCUACAGGCGAGCUAUAGAACUGCAGCCACAUUUCCCUGAUGCAUACUGCAACCUAGCAAAUGCUCUCAAAGAGAAGGGCAGUGUUGCUGAAGCAGAAGAUUGUUAUAACACAGCUCUUCGUCUGUGUCCUACCCAUGCAGACUCUUUGAAUAACCUUGCCAACAUCAAACGGGAACAGGGCAAUAUUGAAGAGGCAGUUCGCCUGUAUCGCAAAGCAUUAGAGGUCUUCCCAGAGUUUGCUGCUGCACAUUCCAAUUUAGCAAGUGUACUGCAACAGCAGGGCAAGCUGCAGGAAGCACUGAUGCACUAUAAGGAAGCCAUAAGAAUCAGUCCUACAUUUGCUGAUGCUUAUUCCAAUAUGGGAAACACUUUAAAGGAGAUGCAGGAUGUUCAGGGAGCUUUGCAGUGUUAUACUCGUGCCAUCCAGAUUAAUCCUGCCUUCGCAGAUGCACACAGCAAUCUGGCUUCCAUUCACAAGGAUUCAGGGAAUAUUCCAGAAGCAAUAGCUUCCUACCGCACAGCUCUGAAACUUAAGCCUGACUUUCCUGAUGCUUAUUGUAACUUGGCUCAUUGCCUACAGAUUGUCUGUGAUUGGACAGACUAUGAUGAGCGGAUGAAGAAAUUGGUUAGUAUUGUAGCUGAGCAGCUAGAGAAGAAUAGGCUGCCUUCUGUCCAUCCUCAUCAUAGCAUGCUGUACCCUCUUUCCCAUGGCUUCAGGAAGGCCAUUGCAGAGAGGCAUGGGAAUCUCUGCUUGGAUAAGAUUAAUGUCCUUCAUAAACCACCAUAUGAGCAUCCAAAAGACUUGAAGCUCAGUGAUGGCCGAUUGCGUGUAGGCUAUGUGAGUUCUGACUUUGGGAAUCAUCCUACUUCACACCUUAUGCAGUCUAUUCCAGGCAUGCACAACCCUGAUAAGUUUGAGGUAUUCUGCUAUGCCUUGAGCCCGGAUGACGGUACAAACUUCCGAGUGAAGGUGAUGGCGGAAGCCAAUCACUUCAUUGAUCUUUCUCAGAUUCCGUGCAAUGGAAAAGCAGCUGACCGCAUCCACCAAGAUGGAAUUCACAUCCUUGUCAAUAUGAAUGGGUACACCAAGGGUGCCCGAAAUGAGCUCUUUGCUCUCAGGCCAGCUCCUAUUCAGGCUAUGUGGCUGGGCUAUCCUGGGACUAGUGGCGCACUGUUCAUGGAUUACAUCAUCACUGAUCAGGAAACUUCCCCAGCUGAAGUUGCAGAGCAGUAUUCUGAAAAACUGGCUUAUAUGCCCCAUACGUUCUUUAUUGGUGAUCAUGCUAAUAUGUUCCCACACCUGAAGGUAGAAAAAGCAGUCAUCGAUUUUAAAUCUAGGCACAUUUAUGACAAUCUAAUAGUUUUGAAUGGCAUCGAUCUCAAAGCAUUUCUCGAUAGUCUACCCGAUGUGAAGAUCGUCAAGAUGAAAUGUCCUGAUGGAGGUGACAAUGCAGACACCACUAACACAGCUCUUAACAUGCCCGUUAUUCCCAUGAAUACGAUUGCAGAAGCAGUAAUUGAAAUGAUUAACAGAGGGCAGAUUCAGAUAACAAUUAAUGGAUUCAGUAUUAGCAAUGGACUGGCUACUACACAGAUCAAUAACAAGGCUGCAACUGGAGAGGAAGUUCCCCGUACCAUUAUUGUAACCACCCGUUCCCAGUAUGGGCUACCAGAAGAUGCCAUUGUGUACUGUAACUUUAAUCAGUUAUAUAAAAUUGACCCUUCUACCUUGCAGAUGUGGGCAAAUAUUCUGAAACGUGUGCUCAUAGCUUGCUUUGGCUGUUGCGCUUUUCCAGCAGUAGGAGAGCCCAAUAUUCAACAAUAUGCACAAAAUGGCCUUCCCCAGAACUGUAUCAUUUUUUCACCUGUGGCUCCUAAAGAGGAGCAUGUCAGAGAGGUCAGCUGGCUGAUGUCUGCCUGAUACUCCUUUUUGUGUAAUGGACACACCACAGGGAUGGAUGUUCUCUGGGCAGGAACACCCAUGGUGACUAUGCCAGGAGAGACUCUUGCCUCUCGAGUUGCAGCUUCUCAGCUCACUUGUCUAGGAUGUCUUGAGCUCAUUGCUAAAAGCAGACAGGAAUAUGAAGACAUAGCUGUAAAACUGGGGACCGAUCUAGAAUACCUGAAGAAAAUUCGUGGCAAAGUCUGGAAACAGAGAAUAUCUAGCCCUCUGUUCAACACCAAACAAUACACAAUGGAAUUAGAGCGGCUGUAUCUGCAGAUGUGGGAGCAUUAUGCAGCUGGCAACAAACCUGACCACAUGAUUAAGCCUGUUGAAGUCACUGAGUCAGCCUGAAUAAAGACUGCGCACAGGAGAAUUGCCCCUAUACCUGAGCCUCAACCUUCUGGGGGAAAGGGAACUAGAUAACAUGCUUUAUGCUUA